Messenger RNA from Bolinopsis microptera, 2202 nucleotides. RefSeq names its product histone deacetylase 3-like. NCBI's taxonomy places the organism in Eukaryota, Metazoa, Ctenophora, Tentaculata, Lobata, Bolinopsidae. Gene Ontology annotation, molecular function: histone deacetylase activity. The transcript is spliced from 9 exons. The record is from RefSeq and is a predicted model, not a curated record. Gene Ontology annotation, cellular component: nucleus. The coding region runs from base 40 to 1275 and encodes 411 amino acids.
UAAUCUCAGUAAUGAUGUUGUGUUGGAAACGAUAAAGUCAUGUCAAAGAAGAGGGUCUCUUACUUCUAUGACCCGGAAGUCGGUAACUUUCACUAUGGUGCCAACCACCCUAUGAAACCCCACAGACUAGCGCUGACUCAUGAUUUGGUUAUCGGCUAUGGAUUGUACAGAAAGAUGUCGGUGUUCAGACCUUGCAGAGCAACAGAUCAGGAAAUGUGCAAGUUCCACUCUGUAGACUAUGUAGACUUCCUCCAGCGUAUCUCCCCUCACAACAUCCAGGGCUUCUCAUUUCUGUGCAACAAAUUCAACGUUGGUGACGAUUGUCCAGCCUUCAGCGGACUAUUUGACUUCUGUUCGAUUUAUACAGGAGGAACGCUAGAAUCAGCCGUACAGCUGAACAACAACGUGUGUGACGUAGCAAUAAACUGGUCAGGCGGCCUCCACCACGCUAAAAAGUUUGAAGCCUCCGGGUUCUGCUAUGUCAACGACAUCGUACUAGGCAUCAUGGAGUUGUUGAGGUACCACCCUCGAGUACUCUACCUCGAUAUCGACAUCCACCACGGAGAUGGGGUACAGGAGGCGUUCUACCUCACAGACCGAGUUAUGACCGUCUCCUUCCACAAGUACGGAAACGGGUUCUUCCCCGGUACGGGCGACAUGUACGAGGUCGGGGCUAGAGAGGGGUGUAACUACAGUAUAAACGUGCCCCUGAAAGACGGGAUAGACGAUCACAACUACAUGAGUAUCUUCAAGCCUGUCAUGCAGAGCGUUAUGAAACAUUAUCAGCCCUCUGUUAUUGUACUCCAGUGCGGAGCAGACUCACUAGGGUGUGACCGACUGGGCUGCUUCAACCUGUCCAUAAGGCAGCACGGGGAAUGUGUGGACUUCAUGAAGAAGUUCAACAUUCCUAUGAUAGUCCUGGGCGGGGGUGGGUACACUAUAAGGAAUGUAGCCCGGUGCUGGGCUUACGAGACAAGCCUGCUGCUCGACACGCCCAUCAGUAACGACCUACCAUGCACCGACUAUUUCGAGUACUUCGCCCCAGACUACACACUCCACCCAGACACCACAACCAAGAUAGAAAACCAAAACACCCGGACUUAUCUUGAUAAUGUGAUGACUACGGUGGAGGAGACCCUAAGGAACCUCAGCUUCGCUCCCAGCGUUCAGAUGCAAGAGAUACCACCAGACUUCUACGUUUCCAAAUACCAACAAGAGAGUAAGCCUAUAGCAGAUAACGAGUUUUACAGAGACGACAAAGAUAACGACAAGUAACAUCACCUUGUUUAAGGGACGAUCUGUGUAACAUUUCCGGAAAGUCCCGUAUUUUUGAAAAUCCACAAAGAUGUAUUUCAGAUGGAUCGAACUCGGCAUUUUUAUCAAUAAAUUUCGUCAUUGAGAUAAGACCCGCCAUGAAUCACGAACAUAAGAUCUGAAUGUUAUCUCGUUAUGCAGUGAACUGACUUAUUAUGUAAGUUAUAUAAGUUAUAUAUUAAGUUAUGUAACUUUAUAACUUUAUAAAAAUUUUAAAGUUUUAACUAUGCUUAGCAUAUUGGAUUCUAGUCCAGUUUUUUCUAGGUUACAGUUUGAUAUUAAUGGUUAGCAUGUUACUUUCUUUUGAAUACUGACACCAAUGAUCAACCGACACUGGACACAAUCACUGUAGCUAUAUUAAUAUGAAGAAUAUAAAUAUUGUAGACAUCGAAUCAGAAUCCCGAACCAUCCCAAUAUAAUAAUAUAUAUUGAGAUGGUUCGGAAUUCGAUAUUAUCGUAAUUCAAUAACUUCUUAGAUGUUCUGACACUGCUCAGGCUCCGCUGACGGUUAACUAAAUUUUGAGAGAGUGUUUUAACUUUUAACAUUUACACAAAAAAAUGAAAACGUAGAAUAUUCUGAAACAUACACGACAUUACAGAACGACAGGGAAUGUUAAAAUUUUUACGAGAUACUCGUUUCUCUAGAUCAUGGAUUAUAUUUAACUAUUGCGGACUCUGCCCGACUGUGUUCUAUCCAGGUUGAUCUUUGCUAGACACAUUGUGGUGAUUUCAUUUUGCUAAUAAUCGUUAAUUGUUCCCUACAAAUUAUACCGCUCUGGUUUUUCUCAUUCAUAAUGUUGGAUAUGAUAUAUUGCUACUAUAUUUUGUUUUAUGUAUAUUUCUCCUAUUUAUUAUUUGGAAGUUUAUUUAGGCACACAACCAUCAAUA